CGAUCAGUUGAGUUUUGUGCGUUGUGCGGUGAAGUGUGCUGCGGCCCCCAAAAAAAGAAAAGAAAGAAAAGCAAAAGCAGAGCCACACAGAGCAAGCUAAAAGCUAAAGGAGCGCGCAAAGAAAAAAGAGAGAUAGGCAGCAGAUCUUGCGGUUCAGUUACAGUUUUAGUUAAGCAGCGAUUGCCGGCAACGCCUGCAAGAGAGAGAGAGAGAGAGCGAAUCCCACGCAUUAAGAAUUUCUGAGUGUCCCGACAGCAAAGUCAAUAAAUCAAAAUGAGAGAAAUUGUGCAUCUGCAGGCUGGACAGUGUGGCAACCAGAUUGGCGCUAAGUUCUGGGAGAUUAUUUCGGAAGAGCAUGGCAUUGACAGCAAUGGCAUCUAUGUGGGCGACAGCGAUCUGCAGCUGGAACGUGUCAGCGUCUACUACAACGAGGCAUCCGCGGUGACGCGUUCCUCGGGUGGCAAGUAUGUGCCACGUGCCAUUUUGUUGGAUCUGGAGCCAGGCACUAUGGAGUCGGUGCGUUCGGGGCCAUAUGGCCAGCUCUUCCGCCCGGAUAACUUUGUGUUUGGCCAAUCGGGCGCUGGCAACAACUGGGCCAAGGGUCACUAUACAGAGGGUGCGGAGCUGGUGGACAAUGUGCUCGAUGUGGUGCGCAAGGAGUGCGAGAACUGCGAUUGCCUGCAGGGCUUUCAAUUGACGCACUCGCUGGGCGGCGGCACAGGCUCUGGCAUGGGCACGCUGCUCAUCUCGAAGAUACGCGAAGAGUAUCCGGAUCGCAUAAUGAACACCUAUUCGGUGGUGCCAUCGCCCAAGGUCUCCGAUACGGUGGUGGAGCCCUACAAUGCGACGCUCUCCAUUCAUCAGCUGGUGGAGAAUACAGACGAAACCUAUUGCAUUGACAAUGAGGCGUUGUAUGACAUUUGCUUCCGCACACUGAAGGUGUCGAAUCCCAGCUAUGGCGACUUGAAUCAUUUGGUGUCGCUGACCAUGUCCGGCGUCACCACCUGCCUGCGUUUCCCGGGCCAGCUGAAUGCGGAUCUGCGCAAACUGGCGGUCAAUAUGGUUCCAUUCCCGCGUUUGCAUUUCUUUAUGCCAGGAUUUGCGCCACUCACCUCGCGUGGCUCGCAGCAAUAUCGCGCGCUUACAGUGCCCGAGCUGACCCAACAGAUGUUCGAUGCGAAGAACAUGAUGGCCGCUUGUGAUCCGCGUCAUGGUCGCUAUUUGACUGUCGCUGCUGUGUUCCGUGGUCGCAUGUCCAUGAAGGAGGUGGACGAGCAAAUGCUGGCGGUGCAGAACAAGAACAGCUCGUACUUUGUCGAGUGGAUACCGAACAAUGUGAAGACCGCUGUGUGCGAUAUACCGCCCAAGGGUCUCAAGAUGUCCUCCACCUUCAUAGGCAACACCACGGCCAUACAGGAGCUGUUCAAGCGCAUCUCGGAGCAAUUCUCGGCCAUGUUUAGGCGCAAGGCUUUCUUGCAUUGGUACACGGGCGAGGGCAUGGAUGAGAUGGAGUUCACUGAGGCCGAGAGCAAUAUGAACGAUUUGGUUUCGGAGUAUCAGCAGUACCAGGAGGCUACGGCCGAUGACGAAUUCGAUCCGGAUGUUAACCAGGAGGAGGUCGAGGGCGAUUGUAUUUAAUGGUGUGGCCAGAGGAAUGAGGUGCGUGCGUGAGCGUCUCCUUUUAGCUCGCAGCGGUGGCCGUUUGUUUCUCGGCGGCAUGCGGCAUCAGCUGGGCGCCAAACACUGCAGCAUACUUUAAGGCGGACGCGACAACAAACCCCACAACACACACACAGACAGUCAAACACACACAUACACAUACAGGAAAUGUCAAGCGUAGUUUUACAACAAAAGGAAACAUUAUUAGCCGGCUCUGCAUUCAAAUUCACACACUCACUUUCACUUUCAGUCACUUGCUUUGCUUUCAUCUCUUUCAUUUGCUUCAUUUCCAACACUUUCUCUCUCUCUCCCUCACUCACUCUCUCUCUACACGUUAGGCACGUCUAUCGCAUUUCUCGCAGCCAUUUUUUUCUCAUCUCACUCAUUUGUUUGUUCGCUAUCCCGGCAAAUCACAACCUACUAUUUAAUUUAAGCAACACUUUUGAUAACAUUUUUUUAAUAUACGCGUAAUUAAUUAUUUA
Drosophila busckii is the source of this 2141-nucleotide messenger RNA. It is a transcript of the gene betaTub60D, whose product is annotated as tubulin beta-3 chain. Bases 274 to 1638 code for a protein of 454 amino acids. Gene Ontology annotation, cellular component: cytoplasm; microtubule. Gene Ontology annotation, molecular function: GTPase activity; structural constituent of cytoskeleton; GTP binding. Gene Ontology annotation, biological process: microtubule cytoskeleton organization; mitotic cell cycle. NCBI's taxonomy places the organism in Eukaryota, Metazoa, Arthropoda, Insecta, Diptera, Drosophilidae. The record is from RefSeq and is a predicted model, not a curated record. The transcript is spliced from 4 exons.